Molecule: messenger RNA, 816 nt
Organism: Entamoeba invadens IP1
Lineage: Eukaryota; Evosea; Mastigamoebida; Endamoebidae
Exons: 1
Coding region: 1-816 (271 amino acids)
Source: RefSeq, a predicted model, not a curated record
AUGGAUCAACAUGUAACUACUGGAGCGUUUGUUCCAACAACAGAUCGGUUUACUGUAGAUGUUUUGAACACCAGUGAGAUUGAAAAGGUCAUGACUAAGUGGAUUAAAGAUGUAAGAAUCACCGACCCAAUCACAGAAAGAAACAAUGAAGACAGAAACAUGGAUAGAGGUCUUUUGAUUUCUGUUCACCUUCGAAAAAUAAUCGAAAUAAUUGAAGAAAAAACAACCACCAGAAACAUAAUUGCUUCUUUUAAAAGAGGAGGAGUUGUUAUACGAAUGAUCGACAAUAGAAUGAGAAUUUAUAUCAGUAUUAACGAUGCACAAGUUUUCAUGAACGAGUAUCACAUCAGACUCAAUAGAGAACAAUGUAUAAAAUUGACUCCUCCACAAGAUCAAAUCCAAACGACUACUGCUUUGCAAAUUACUGACCGUGAUGUUCAACUUCUCAUAGAACAAUUUAAAGCACCAUCGAGUAAUUUCAACAACUCGAGACUCGAACUUAUUGACACCGAAAGACGCGAUUUUGUUGAUAUCGUUCAUCAACAUCAACCCUUUGGCACAGUGACAUCUUCUUUGGCACCAGGCCAACUUGAUAUUGAGUAUACAACUGUUAUUCAAAAUCAAGAAAAUACAAACCAUGAAAUUUCUCCUGAAGUUGGUCAAAGACUCGAAACCCGCACAUUGAGGCGCCCAACAAAGACAGAUAGGCAAAUCCUAGCCAUGCCUAUGUUUGACUCUAAUGGGAUUAGACGUCCCUUCACAAAUGAAGAGUACGCCGAAUACGAGGAACAACAAAUUGUUGAUUUUGAACCUUAA